Molecule: messenger RNA, 6297 nt
Organism: Polypterus senegalus (gray bichir)
Lineage: Eukaryota; Metazoa; Chordata; Cladistia; Polypteriformes; Polypteridae
Product: interferon-induced very large GTPase 1
Exons: 5
Coding region: 63-5045 (1660 amino acids)
Molecular function (GO): GTPase activity; GTP binding
Source: RefSeq, a predicted model, not a curated record
AAGGUUCGUGUAAAGCAGCUCAUUAUGAGAAUCAACUGAGAGAGCGACUGGUGCCUAAGACCAUGGAAGGAGCAAGGCGUCCUCCUAAAUUUACAACAUCAGGUUCAGUCCACUCAGCUGAACGGAAACCCAAUGGUUUACCAUUGCAGGAGCAAGGCGAACAGAGGAUUUUGAACAGAAGACAGGGCCAAAUGAACGACGUGGCAAUGACCUCCAGUCAGUCAGAAACAUUUUUAUUCAGCAUUAUGAUUUAUUUUUAUCUUUGGAUUUGUUACAUGUUAAAUUACAAACCACCCCAGAGGGUUGUUCAUCCACCUGCUUCAGUUGUUCUAUUACAAGCCUUGGGGCUUGAAAGUUACAUGAAAAAUAAACUUCAGCUUCACUCCAUCCUUGAUAUUGGUUUGGUCUGCUUACAAGACAAACCCGCACAAUCCUUAAAAGAUCUGCCAUGGCGCUUUCUGAGAAGACUCAUGAUGGCCAGUGCAACAGCCAGAGAUACUAGAUAUAUGCAAAAUCACACUGAAUUCAAUCAUGAAACUUUAAGGGACACUAAUUUCCCAAGGUGCCAAGUCAACUGCGAAAUUCAUCCUCUGGAUCUCAUCAUAACAGUACUACAUUGCUCGGACGGGUUGCUACAACAGGAGAUUUUUUAUAAAAUGGCACAAUGUCAGUUUUCUGUCCCUCUUUUGCUGCCAAACAAUGAUACUAACCAGUGUAUGUUGAUGCUAUGGGCUAUGAGAGAUAUAGUGAAAAAGUGGAGACCCCAUUCGUUGGCAUUGACGAGAGGGUUUUGUGAAGAAGGUAUUGUUCUUGCCAAUAUGCCAUUAAUGUCAUUUGUUCGACUGGGUAAAUGUGGACUUUCCAAGUCUCAAAUUCUAAAUAAGGUUCUCAGUAAUUCCCAGCAGCACCAUGAUUUCUUUGUUCACUCUGAAAUGGACGGUGGGAAUGUUCUUCGCACAGUUUCAGAUGGACUUGUGGAGAUCAUGUGGUACCUGCCCUGCGGAAAGAAAAACAUCGAUAUCUUUACAGAACCUGUGGCCAUUGCCAAUUUGCGUGGAGACAGCAGUUCAUUUCAUUCCCAGGUUUCAUUUUUAGGUGAAGUAUCUUCAGGUGUUUUCAUAUUUUUUGACAGCACACUGCCUAAAAACUAUAAGGUUUUAUCCCAGUUGAAACACAUAAAGGCAAAAGUAGUUCUGAUUGCUGUUUCUUAUGAAAACACUGAGAAAGACACAAUGGUGCAUCUAACAAAAUUGGCUUGGAGAGACCCAGUCAUUUUUAAAAGCAAACAGAUGAAUGAUGCUCAGUUUGUGAUGAGCUUGCAGCAAGCAAUUAAGUCUGUGCUACAAAAUACUUCUAAAGUGAGAAUAAGUGACAUGCCUAAGACAGCAGCCAAAUAUGGCAUAGCAUUAGAUGAGGAAAGAACUGCCUGUCAGAAUGGAAAGAAACUGGCAGAAGAAAUCACUUGCCAAAUCAGAGAUAUUCCCCAAUACAAGAAAUCGGAACUUCCGCGGCAGGGGGAUAUUCUGAAAAAACUGGCAAAAUUAGAGAAAGAGGAAUGUCGAUUGUUAAAAGCAGGAGACCAGCCAAUUGAGCACUAUAGGAGUAAACUGAGUGCAGACAAGAACAAAUUAAGAGAAGAGCAAAACAGAAAUCAAAUUGCUACUUCCAUGUGUUGGUUUAUUACUGCUUUGUCAAGUUUGGAUAAAGAGGGGCGAUUUUAUUUUUUAAAAUGGAUGAGGUUAAAUUUGGAUGCUAGGGCAAGAAAAGAUCUCUCAGGUUUUCAAAACCAAUAUAAAGCAAAGUGCUCCAAUUUAAAAGAAAACAUAAAGGAUAUUGCAAAGUUGGAUGAAGACAUUUCUAAUUGUUCCUUAGGAAUUGAACAUUUUAUACGUGAGAUGGGUCAGAUUUAUGAAGCUACUUGUUCCCGUCCUGAGAUGGAAAAGUUUUGUGAACAGUUCAGCUACCUUCCCAGUCUGGGUGCCACUUUGUUGCUGGAUGGUUUUCCUCUGGAGCUAGUAGAUGGUGAUGCCUCACAUAUCCCUGUAAGAUGGAUAACUGAUGUCCUGAUGACUCUCCACAACAAAGUUAACCAAAACAGUCGAGUUCUGGUGGUGACAAUUUUAGGGGUACAAAGCACAGGCAAAUCUACACUCCUUAAUACGAUGUUUGGAGUCCAGUUUGCUGUCAGCAGUGGUCGAUGCACACGUGGGGCAUUCAUGCAGUUAAUCAAAAUUAAAGAAGACCUCAAGAAAGACCUGAAUUGUGAUUUUAUACUACUGUUAGACACUGAGGGCUUGAAGUCUCCCGAACUUGCCCAGCUAGAGGACAGCUAUGAACAUGACAAUGAAUUGGCCACACUGGUUGUUGGAUUAAGUGAUGUAACUGUAGUCAACAUUGCAAUGGAGAACUCCACGGAGAUGAAGGACAUUCUGCAGACUGUUGUUCAUGCUUUUCUCAGAAUGGAAGAUGUUGGCAAAAAACCAAAAUGCCAGUUUGUGCAUCAGAAUGUAGGAGAUGUAUCAGCUCAUGAAAAAAACAUGCGGGACAGGAGAAGUUUGCUUGAACAGUUGAAUGAGAUGAUAAAAGUGGCAGCAAGAAUGGAGAAAAAGCAACAGCAGGUGAGAUUCACUGAUGUUAUUGAAUAUGAUGCAGAGGAGAACAACUGGUAUGUCCCAGGAUUGUGGCACGGAACGCCUCCUAUGGCACCCGUGUCAACCGGGUACAGCGAGACUGUGUUUGAGUUUAAAAAGAGCUUGAUUGAGGUAUUUAAGGGAUGCAACCAUAAAAAACCUCUGGGGAACAUUAAAGAGUUCACCAAAUGGAUGGAGAGUCUAUGGAGAGCAGUAAAACACGAGAAUUUCAUCUUUAGCUUUAGAAACUGUUUAGUUGCUGAUGCUUAUAAUAACUUGUGUGUUGAGUUUAACCAGUGGGAAUGGUUAUUCAGGAAGCACAUGCUCAUGUGGACACAGCAAGCAGAGAACAGAAUUCAAAAUUUGGACAAUGAUGAUCCCCACAUUGGGGAUCUUGAUGAUUUUCUGAACAUCCUUAAAGUGGAGGCCACUAAGGAACUGAGAAGCCAAGAGGAAAUAUUUCGUAAGCAUCUGGAUGAUUAUUAUAAGAGUAAAGACAAGCAUAUUCAGCUAGUGGAGAAGUACAGGCAAACCUUUAUCUGCAGCAUUAACAGUCUUAAGUCUGAAAUUGAAAGUGAUGUAAACAAGAAAUGUGAAAUGGCAGUGAAAAUCCAGAAAGGGAUGAAAAAAUUGGUUGACAUACACAAGGAACAUGCACAGACAAUUGAAAGGAAAGUUCUGGAGCUGCUGAAAAAAUGCAGAGAAAACAAUAUGGAACUAUCCGAUGAGACUCUAAAGGAGGAAUUUGAACGCAUGUGGGGCAAAACUGUAUUGGAGCUGGAUUUCAAAGGUUUAAAGAGGCAAGAUAUUUUCACCAAUGUUUUCAGUCAGCUAAGAGUUAACUUAGAAAGACAUGGAAGUGCCGUCACAGAGAGACUGAAUAUGGCAAACAAUACAGAAUCAGAUGGAACAUUUAAUGUAAAAGAUUUACACAUGGAGGGUUGGCAUUUGGGGAGAAAAUUUUUGAACUUCUUUACUCAAAAUAAGGAGAAAACUCAGAAACUGGCAGAUCGAGUAAUUUCAGAUUGUCUUCAGUUUAUCACUGAGAAACAUCUGAGUAAUUCUGACUACCAUGACACGUACACCAAAGAACUGCUGCGUAUAAUCGAUGAAAGAGUGAAAGACAGCGGAACCAGUAAUAUAUUUGAAGUGGACAUAAAGGUUCACAUUUGCAAGACUGCUGCCAAAAGUUUUCAAAAAAUUCAUGAUGAUUUCAUUGCAGAAAAUGACCCCAAGAAACAUCUUGAGAAACUCAAACCAAGCUACUUUUUAGAUUUCAUUGAUCUUUACCGGGAAAAAAAUCAGUGUCAUAGGAAAGCCACAGACUUUAUGGAGAUGUGUCUGGAACCUGCAAUUAGAGAUUAUAUAAAGAAGAAUCUUGGUGUAAAAAUUGUCGAUGAAAUUCUGUCAAGUGGCUCUUCUGUGAAGUUCAGCUCUCGUACGCAUUUCCAAUACACACUUUUAGAAGAGCUUCUAAAUAAAAAAGAAUUUGAAGGAUAUGUUAGGUAUAUCAACCAAUAUGAAGAUUUUGUCAAAGAAUGGAUUUUAGAUCUAAUUCAAAAACAUUUCUCAUGUCAGAAAAGUUUUGGGGAUUUGGAGAUAUUAAGUCUCAAUGAAAUAAUGAUUAAAAUACAAGAUGCAUUCCUCAAAGCGAAGAACAAAACUCUCGAAACAAUCUUACCUAACAGCAGUACAGGCAUAGCAGACUUCAUUGAAGAGAUUUGUGGACACCUGAAGACAGACCUUGUAAUACCCAUUGAUAACAUAAGGGCUACCCUCACUCUUAAUGAUGCAAAGGUAGAAGAAUUUAUUGAACGUGUAGAAUUGUCCUUACCUGAAUUAAGAGAACAUUUACAAAGAGAAUAUAUGGAACUGAAUCAAUAUGACCAAUCUACAAAUAUCAAGAAGAAAAUUAAAAAUCUUUUAUUUAAACCACAGGAUGAGCUGUUCAGGAGAGUGUUUGGCUGUGGAAAGCAAUGUCCAUUUUGCAAAGUGCCUUGUGAAGCAGGAGGUGGUGAUCACACAGAGCAUCAUGCAACAGUACACCGACCCCAAGGGUUAGGAAGGUACAGGUUUGAGACAAAUGAAAAGCUUGCGGAAAAUAUAUGCACAACUGAUGUAGCUAGUGAAACAGUUAGGUUUCGGAAUAUUGAUACAAAGGGGCAGUAUCAUCCUUACAAAGACUACCGUACGUAUUACCCAAACUGGAACAUCCCACAAGACACAAGCAUCGAGGCAUCUAAAUACUGGAAGUAUGUGAUGCAUUUGUACAAUGACGAGUUUGCAAAGGAGUAUCAUGCUAAACCAGCUAAUAUACCUGACCAAUGGAAAACAGUAACACAUUCUCAGGCUCUGGAGAGUUUAAAGGAUUCGUUCAACUUUAAUAAAAGCAGCAAUAUCACCGAAUUGCAUUAAAAUGCUAUGGAGCAUUUGCACUAACCAGCAUCAUUCAUUUGCUUGUAUGGCUUCUCUUAACUAAAUGAUUGAGUGUUUGCAAUCAUUCAGAGUAAACCAUAUCAAAAUGCACUCUACUGAACAAUUUUCAUUUAGUAGUUUUUUAGUAGUUUCAUAGUAGUUUUUUAUUUCUUUUAACAUCAUAUUUCACUCAUAGAUAUUUUAGUGGGCUAAGGUACAAGGACAACUCAUAUCAAAUGAUUAUUUAAACUUUGAUAAACCUACACCUCAUUUUUGUAAAUUCUACAUUCCUACCUCAACCUCAAAUUAAUCAAAAUUCCAUUAAAAUGCUGAACAAAACACAGAAUGACCAUGUGACUGACUUCGACUGCCAUAGAAAAAUCUUACAUCACAGAUAAGCAUCAAUUUUGUACAGUUGCUCAGCCACUAAUCCAGUUCUGUAUAAGCUUUUAAACCAUUGUUUAUUACUCUUAAGAAAUGCAUUUUAGAUCAUAUUGUGCUGUAAUGUUAACUCCUCUGCAACUAAUUGUAAUAAUUUAGCAAAUAAUAUUACAAAACAAAAAAUAAUCUAACAGACCAGCUUAUGUAAAAAAGAUUUAAUGGGGAACCAAAGCAUUUCCUGAAAGUAUUAGAAGAAAGAGUGGAAAAAACCCUAGAAAACAUCAGUUACGGGACACAUUUUACAUGCAUGCACAUACACACUGACACACACCUAGCAGGUCAGUUUGUAGUUCCCAAUUAAUCUUUCACACACAAUUUUCUGAUGGGGAAAACUGAGGCACAAGGAUACAAUGAGAGUGAACAAAGUCCACACAGACAAUGACCAGGCUGGGAUCUGCACUCUGUAACCUAGAACUGUGAAUAAGCAACACUAAACAAUGGACUACAAUGCUGCCUAUGACUCCUGGAAUUACAAAUAAUGUGUAGUUUAUGUGCAAUAUAAAGCUUUUUGGAUUAAACAUUGUUUUCUGUAGUAUAUUGUACUGUUAGCACUAGCGAUUAUAAACCUUAUUUUAGUGAAAUGGAAUGAUGGUUCUUUCAAAAUGAAAUAUGUGCUUGUGUUUAUUGUUUGAUACUACCUAUACUUUAAGGGCAAAUCUUUGUCAUUUCUAAUCAUGUAAUAAUGUCUUUUUAAUGGGGAAGAAAUAUUAAAACAUUAUAUUAUGUUGUCUCGAUGCAUUCUCAAUAAUCCAGGUAAGGAAAUUCUAGAAAGUUGAUUCUGUUCAUCUGGACAUAGUUUUUUUCUGAUAUG